AUGUCCGGGUCGGCACCCUCAACCAUGUUUCGCGAGGCCGAGUCCCUCGACGAGCUCAUCCCCGUCCAAGGUGUGGGCUGGGACCACAACCACGGCGCGUCGUCGUUCCUCCCUCCCCGCGUGUUCUCCCUUGUGCGGAGCUCACAUGCCGUCGUUACUCGACAGCUCGCCGCUCUGCCUCCCGGAACGCCUGUGGCUACCGCGGCUGCACGGCUUGCUCCGCUCGUGAAGCUGAGCGAGAGCAGGGAGUACCACGAGGAGCACCCGGGCCAGUCACCUCGCGUCGGCAUCGACAAGGUCCUUCACAAACUUCACCGGAAGAAGACAAUUGCGACUGAGGCCGAACCCGCCCCAGUCCCACCUCCCAAGCCUGGGAUGCGUCUCUCGCGUGAACAAACAGACGAGGUAGCCAUGUGUGGUGACUGGCACGGCCCUCCCCCCUCGCCCCUGUUCCUCAACAUCUAUGCCGAGGUGCUUCUCACUCUCACCGACGACCCGCUCCGCGGCGCAGUUUCACCUCCCCUCCUUGGGUCGAGCGGCAUCGUGCCCGUCUCUAUCAUCUCGGUCGUGCCAGACAUCACCCACCAUAUCGCUGACCUGGUCGUCAGCGCGAGUGUCGAGAUCCUCCUAUCCUCCCCACGGUGGGAGGGGGGCGCUGCGCGGGUCCUUGCGGACGCUCUCCGCGAGCUGUCGCGGCGGGUUGUUGCAGCCCGUUGCGCGCCAGUGGUGGUCAAGGUCAUGAUUGGUGCGCCGACGAAUCGGGAUAUCGUCGUUUCCGAGUUGGGUGCGUUUGCGCUGCCCGCCUCUGCCGAACUGCCCGGUGUCAACUUGCAAGUCCGUCGAGGCCCUUGUGCCUGCGUUGCCGUUAUCGACCGGCAGAUUGCCGUGCUCACGACCGCUGCCAUCCACGAUGGAUCAGGUCUUGAAAUGAUGGCUCAGUACGAAGGCCCAAUCGUGCAGUCGUUAUACGAUACCGCGCUCCUCGCAUGGUGGGGGCCCAUGGUUCCCGAUCUACCCCUCCUUCGCUACCCUCCGCAGUACCCUACCAUUGGUGAGGCGGGGCAGUACAGAUGGCCCGCGCCAAACCUGGCAGGAAGAGGCGUGCGAUCAGUACCGAAACUCACCAACGAGAUGCCUGGCCCUGGGAUACAUGGACCCCAGCCCAAUGAGACGAACUGGGAUCGGACCUACGACGUUAGUGCCGCUGCCGAGGCAGAGCACGUCAAUGUACUCAGUGACCCAGCUGCUCUGAACCGGCAUCUGAACACUGGCAUACCCGUGGAAGCGACGGAUGUGCGUCGCGGCCAGGCAUUCAAGCCGGUGGUCCUUCUGCCACCUCACGACCCAGUGCCGAUGGCUGUCGUGAACCGCACACACACGACCAACGAGACAGAUCCGUUAACUCAGGCUCUCCUCGCAGCGGCCAGGUUCGCCGAGCGGACCAUCUUCAUCCAAGUGCCAAGUUUUAGGUACAAGCCUGCGGUCGAAGCAAUCCUCGAGGCCAUCCGCCGAGGAGUACAAGUGGAGAUCUACGUCACGCUGCACCUCGACCACGCGCACGCGGAGGAUGAGAUGUACUUUGCCAACACAGCCGAGGCGGCCAGGCUCAUGUUGCAGGCCGUGGGCGGCGAACGGUUACGGAUUGCGUGGUACACCGGACGCGACCAAAGCGCGCCCCGGCCUGAACGCGUGGCACACGUCGCCAUAAUGAUCGUGGACGGGCAGGUCGCGCUCCAGGGCUCUAGUCUGGUCGGCACAGGACCUAGUGUGAACCUCCUCAUUGACUGUGGGGAGGUGUGCCGCAUUUGGGGCGGUGCCCUCGAAGCGAACCAGAAUACGGGGGCGUAUGGCCAGGUGGAACAGUGA
This is a messenger RNA of Cutaneotrichosporon cavernicola, 1866 nucleotides long. RefSeq lists its product as uncharacterized. The coding region runs from base 1 to 1866 and encodes 621 amino acids. The record is from RefSeq and is a predicted model, not a curated record. Lineage: Eukaryota; Fungi; Basidiomycota; Tremellomycetes; Trichosporonales; Trichosporonaceae. The transcript has 5 exons.